Molecule: messenger RNA, 1099 nt
Organism: Galendromus occidentalis (western predatory mite)
Lineage: Eukaryota; Metazoa; Arthropoda; Arachnida; Mesostigmata; Phytoseiidae
Gene: TkR99D
Product: Tachykinin-like receptor at 99D
Exons: 5
Coding region: 125-1099 (324 amino acids)
Biological process (GO): G protein-coupled receptor signaling pathway
Cellular component (GO): plasma membrane
Molecular function (GO): tachykinin receptor activity
Source: RefSeq, a predicted model, not a curated record
UCGAGGCGUCCUGGACCUGAGCUCGGAGUCGCAGAGCUCCUAUCUCCCUCACUCUCUCUCGUACAUCCGUAGGAGAUAGGUGAAAAAACUGGCUCCUCGAGGCGCUCACCUGGACCGCAUCAUAAUGGACGCCCUCGAGGAGAUGAAUCUCAGCUCAACAUUCAACAUCUCCGAAGUAUUCCGGAUUUAUGGAGCGAACCUUACUUUCGAUGAUGGCGAUUCUGCCUUCUAUAUGCCACUGUACAUCGAGGUGCUAUGGUGCGUUCUGUUCUCCACCAUGAUCGUGGUGGCCGCCUGUGGAAACCUGAUCGUGAUCUGGAUCGUACUCGCUCACAAACGUAUGCGGACCGUGACGAAUUACUUCAUCGUUAACCUGUCGAUCGCCGAUACGAUGGUUUCGACAUUGAAUGUCAUUUUCAACUUCACGUACAUGCUCCGGCGGGAAUGGUGGUUCGGGGAAUGGUAUUGCAAGUUCAGUAACUUUAUCGCCGUCGUUAGCGUCUCAGCUAGCGUUUUCACGCUCAUGGCCAUUUCUAUCGACAGAUAUAUGGCUAUAAUGCAUCCUCUUCAUCCGCGGAUGUCGCGAACCAUGACUCUGAACAUUGCGGUUUGCAUCUGGAUAUUGGCUGGGAUUCUCUCGUGUCCACAAUACGUCUACUCACGGACCCGGGAGCAAGACAACCACACUGUCUGUUACAUGUUUUUCAAUGAAGACGGAGAGAUAACUGAAAGCGAAGAGGAUUACAUAUACAAUGUGCUGAUCCUGAUCGUGACCUACGUGAUCCCCAUGCAAGCGAUGGCCUUCACGUAUUUCCGGGUAGGCCGAGAACUGUGGGGCUCACAGAGCAUCGGCGAAGUUACACGCAAGCAGACAGAGACGAUAAACUCUAAACGAAAGAUCGUCAAGAUGAUGAUCGUGGUUGUGGCGAUUUUCGGCGUUUGCUGGUUGCCGUAUCAUUUGUAUUUCCUCAUCGUUCAUCAUUUCCCCGACAUCAUGGAUUCCGCCUAUGUUCAGCACAUCUAUUUGGCCAUCUAUUUCCUCGCAAUGUCGAACUCGAUGUACAAUCCCAUCAUCUACUGUUGGAUGAAUAGCCGGUAA